GCUGGUUUUUCAGAAGAGUUGAUUACUGCGAAUGGGUGGCUAACUCGGUGUUGGUAAAAAAGUCAAAUGGUAAAUGACAAAUGUGCAUCGACUACACAAAUCUCAACCAAGUUUGUCCCAAGGAUUGCUAUCCGAUGCCAAGCAUUGACAAAUUGGUUGAAGUGACUUCUAGAAAUGAGAGAUUAAGUCUCUUGGAUGCAUAUUCUGGUUACCACAAGGUGCCAAUGGCUCCAGAAAAUGAAGAGAAAACCUCGUUCUAUGCAAGUGAUGAAAUUUACUACUAUAUCAUGAUGCCUUUUGGCUUAAAGAACGCAGGUGCCACUUACCAGAAAAUGGUGACCAUCGUCUUCCGAUCUCAGAUCGGUAGGAAUCUAGAAGUUUAUGUCGAUGACAUUGUGGUAAAGAGCCUGAAAGCAGAAAACCAUCUAGCUAAUCUCGAUGAAACAUUCAACAACCUCAAAAAGAAUAGAAUGCGGUUAAACCCAACCAAAUGCAUCUUCGAUGUGGAGUCUAGGAAAUUUCUGGGUUUCAUGGUUUCCCGGAGAGGGAUUGAGAUCAUGAGGUCAGCAGCCCAGAAAGACGGAUCUGGCAAACAGAAGAAGUUUAAAUGGAACCAAGAAUGCCAAGCUACAUUCGAUGAGUUAAAGUCUUAUCUUAGCUCACCACCCCUACUGACUAAAGCUAUGGAUGGAGAAAUUCUCUAUUUGUACCUCGAUAUUUCAAACGAAGCAAUUAGUUCAGUUUUGGUGAGAGAAGAAGGCAAACAACAGAAACCAAUUUAUUAUAUCAAUAACGUGCUGCACAUAGCAGAACUGAGGUACCCUAUUGCUGAGAAAGCAAUACUAGCAGUUGUCACUUCGGCCAGAAAGCUGAGGCCAUACUUCCAGUUACAUCUAGUCAUCCAGAGGUCUGCAAUUCGAGCUCAAGCACUGGUAGACUUUAUUGUAGAAUGCACCCCAUGUCAUCUAAACUCUAACCCUGAGUUAAGCAAUUGGAUCUUAUAUGUUGAUGGAGCAUCAAACAGCAAGGGCUCAGGAGCUGGUGCUUUCCUGGUGGGUGCAGAUGGAUAUCGAACAUUGGAGCUGCAAGUCGUGGCCAUAAGAGUCUACAGUGACUUCCAAUUUGUGGUCAAUCAAGUCAACUCAAUUUGCGAGGUUAUUGAUCUUGUCAUGGCGAAAUCAGUUUUUGUGGAAAUUUUAGAUGAACCAAGCUUCAUGAAGCCAAGAAUGAUGGAGAUCAGCACAGACCCGAAAACACCGAGCUGGAUAGAUCCAAUUAUCUCCUUUUUACAAGACAGGAUAGUGCUUGAAGACAAGCAAGAGGCAAUGAGCUACAUUGGUGCUAGAACCCUGGCUCACAAAGUCCUCAAGCAUGGAUAUUACUGGCCAAAUAUGUAUAAAGAUGCUACUCACUUUGUUCAGAGAUGCCCGAAGUGCCAAUUCUCCGCACAUUUAACUCACCAACCAACAGAAGGGCUCACCAACUUGGUAGCAUCGUGGCCAUUUGCUCAGUGGGGACUUGAUCUUUUGGGCCCAUUCAUGAAAGGGGUUGGAGGUGUAACCCAUCUGAUUGUUGGAGUUGAUUAUUUUACGAAAUGGGUUGAAGUUUGGCCAUUAUCUAGUCUUACUUCCACAAAGGUCGAAGACUUUGUUUUUGGCUCAAUUAUCUGCAGAUAUGGGAUCCCGAACCAGAUUGUGGCCGACAAUGGUGAAACACCCUACCACCUAACCUUUGGUACCGAAUCAGUCAUUUCUAUUGAAAUAGGACUCUCAAGUUUCAGGGUAACCCAUUUCGAUGAAGGACGAAAUGGACAACUGUUUCGGGAGAACCUUGAUCUGCUUGCCAAAGUCAGAGAAGAAGCACGACUUCGAACUCUUGUAUACAAGCAGAAAUUAGCCAACUUCUACAACAAACGAGUUCGCCCUCGAACAUUCAAAGUAGGAAACCUUGUUCUCGGAAAGGCUUGCCUAUCAGGGUUUGAAACUCAUUUUGGCAAACUGGCCCCAAUCUGGGAAGGCCCUUAUACGGUGGCCGAAGUGCCACAUCCUGGUGCCUAUAUCCUCCAAGACGUUGAAGGAAAGAGAGUUCUUAGAGUCUGGAAUAUCAAUAACUUGAAGAAAUUUUACCCUUAAUAAAUUUCUUUCAAGUAAUCUAUGUCUUAUUCUCCUUUAUACUUAUUACUUCUUCAUUGUUGAAAUUCAUUUCAUCUCUUAUUCUGUAUAUCCGAGGUCAAUUUGUUUAGAAUUUAUUCCAUGGACUUCACUUUUAUUAAUGAAUGUCACUUCACAUA
Molecule: messenger RNA, 2290 nt
Organism: Rubroshorea leprosula
Lineage: Eukaryota; Viridiplantae; Streptophyta; Magnoliopsida; Malvales; Dipterocarpaceae
Source: the annotation of a GenBank genome assembly